AUGAGUAUAAGUAAUAAGGACUACCUCAUUUUAAAAAAAGAAAGCCCCGAUUGUCCAACUGUUCGUGUUAUACCAGUAGAAGAAUAUUACGAUGUAUUGUCAGAUAUUCAUAGAAGUUGUGGACAUGGUGGUCGAGACAAAAUUCAGUAUCAAAUAAAGGACAGAUUUAUUAUUAAAGGUAUCGUAGUGAAACCGAUUAUAUCUCGAGAUUUUAAUGAGCGGGGUCAAGUCGAUCUGAUUGACUUACAGUCAGCACCAGAUGGUGAGUUUAAAUGGCUUCUUAACUACCAAGAUCAUAGCACUAAGUUUAUACAUCUCAGACCACUUUGUACAAAAAAGGCAAGUGAAGUUGCCACGGAAUUGCUCAAAAUAUUUUUAGAAUUUGGAGCACCAUAUAUACUGCAGAGCGAUAACGGCAAAGAAUUCACCGCCAAUAUUAUUGAGGAAAUGGUUAAAAUGUGGCCUGAAUGCAAAAUAAUACACGGAACACCGCGACACCCUCAGACCCAAGCCCUCGCGAUCUCGUGCCGCAGAGUCCGCUCGUGCUCCGCGGCGGCCUUCAUGUCGGCCUCGUGGGACACCGCCGCCUAA
Molecule: messenger RNA, 591 nt
Organism: Plutella xylostella (diamondback moth)
Lineage: Eukaryota; Metazoa; Arthropoda; Insecta; Lepidoptera; Plutellidae
Source: RefSeq, a predicted model, not a curated record